AUGGACACUGCAGAUAUCAUUCUGAAUGCUCCCGACUCUGAUGGGUCGGGCUCCGGGGAUGAGUACAGUUCGCCCCCGGCCUUUAUUGUCCGAUCAACCGCCGACCUCAGCGAUCUCGAGGGCCAACCCACGCCAGUAGCUACCUCACCUCCGUCCCUCGUUAGUACGCUUUCAUCCGGAUAUGCAUCAACGUGGUCAUCGCGGUCUGCGGGACGCCCCCGUGGAAGCAGCCUUGUUGGCACGCCUGUUUUUGAACCACAGGGUCUAUCUGAAGCCCCCGUAACCGAACGCGACCUGAGGCUACAACGUCCGUCAGGCCCCGCAAGAACACCGUCGAAUACAUACGCACCUCAGCGGCGGCCGCCGCACUUUAUCAACUUACAGAACGAUGGUCGUCGGUCAUCGUCUACAAAACGGAAUGCUCGGCGCGACCCUAAUGCUCAAUAUCGCGCCCAGGAAAAGGCCUAUGUGCAGCGGUUACGCGCCAACCCGCAAGCUUGGUACCAGCAAUUCGGAGACUUUCAGGGAAUGGCAACGAUAGACACGGAUGUUGAUGAACCGUCCCCAUCCUCAGAGAUCCCCUUUGAAGAUGACCAGUACGACCCUGAUAUUCAACUUUUCCUGGCGGGGAAUGAUAAUCAACCGACAAUAGAGGAAUUGAAAAACCCCAAGAACCAGGAACGCCUAGAAUGGCACGCUAUGCUGGCUUCUGUGCUCAAGGGUGAUGUCGUCAAGCAAGAGAAACAGCGAUUGAUUGGGUCUACGGAAACGAGGCGCUCUGCUGCCAUGAAUGGGGAUAUCUGGCUAGGCGUACGGGCCAAGGCAUGUGGUCGGAGUGUUCUGUUACAGAAAAAGCUCAUUGAAGAUGCCCGUGCAUCCUUGGGUACUGUCAUCGAAGAUAUCAUCAACUUCCAGAUCAAAGGUGCAAAGGAGAUCGGUAAACCUGCUACCGAGCAGGUGAAGGACGUCGUUCACAAAAUCAGCCAAUGCCAAGAUCUUUAUCCUACCAGAAAGGAGAUGGAAAUUGCAAACCCCAGAGCUGCUUCCGAUCAGUUCCACGAAAGCUGCGCUGCUGUCUGUGCCUGGCACAAUAUCACUCAACUUAUCAACACUGAGCUGGCUAUUCUACAGAACUGGGUUGGUAACGACGAGUUAGACUUCACGAAGCCAAGAGACAGACCAACGAGGACUGAUCUUUCUGACGAUGGAUCUUUCCUUGACCGGAUUAUGAAAGAAGACGGGUUGAAAACUUUACAGGGCGAACACAAUAUGAUCAUUGGCAUAGGAGAAGUAAUCAACAAAGCUAAAAAUACGCUCAUUGAGAAUGCACAGGCUUUCUCUAAGCGUCAUCUCCCGCCAUAUAUCGAAGAACUGCUUACUCUGAUCAAUUUUCCGUCCCGGCUCAUCCAGGAGAUCAUCCGAGUCCGUCUCUCAUACGCCAGGAAGAUGAAAGAUCCAGCCCAGCAAUCUCCUAUCCUUGUGGACCAAAUGAUCUCGCAGUUUCAGAUUUUGAUGAGGGUUGCUGUCGAAAUUAAGCAACGUUACCUCGUUAUCUCGAAGCCCGAGCCGGGCUGGGAUCUGCCACCAUGCAUCGACGAGAACUUCGAUAACGUCGUGGUCGAUGCCAUGAAAUACUACUUCAGACUUCUUAACUGGAAACUGAACGCCAAUAAGAACACCUUCAAGGAGGCUGAAAUCUUGGAGCAAGAGUGGGGUUUCUCGAACGAGAUCGGUCGUCAGCUUCAAAGCGGUGAUAUUGAAGUUGCUGAACAGUUCAGUGCUUUGACUGCCAAAUCUUUGCAACGACUGAUGAUUCAUUUCGAACGGGAGUUGUCACCGCGUCCAGACGAGGAUCCUGCCGACAUGGACAAGCGCUACAAGAGCAGUUUAGAUUCGACUCGUGUCCGCCAGCGAAAGCUUUAUCGUUUCUCACGCUUUCUUCGGCAAUUGUUCGAGAAUGCAACGGAAUAUAAUCUGGGCGGAGAUAUUGCUGAUGAUUUCUUUGAGGCUCUGCUGAUCUCUGAUCAUUUCCUUAUCACCUCCAACGACUCUGUAGGCCAGAAGGGGGUCUACCUGAUUGCUCAUCACGCCCUUUGGAACCAACAUGUUGAUAUUCAGUCAAUUCUUGGAACUUCUUUUCGCGAAGAAGAUGAUCCUAAGGAUUCGUCAAACUUUCCGUAUAUUCUCGUUAUUCGCCCCGAGCGUCAGCUUUCAUGGAGCGGCAAGGUCAUGGAAGUCGAAGGACUGGAGCACCCGACUGAUGUUAGGCCUGGAAAGCUCCGACUUGUUGCAGACGGUACACAGCAGCGGCUUGUCAGCGCACGACAUGAACUCGCUCAAUUAACGAACAUGAACCUUGAUAUCUCUAUAGAGCAACGCGCCAACCUGGGAAGAGUCAAUGCUGAGUUGAAUAAGAUUAAGAAAAUUUCGUUCAAGUUGUCCAUGACCAUUAUGGACAGUGUCGCUGUAAUCCGCCAGCAGCUCAGAGAAAAAGGGAUCGAAAACACCGAAUUGAUCCAAGCAUGCUAUGCAUUUGCAACCGAAUUCGGAAAACGCUCGUCUAACUACGUGGAUGCGAACAGACGGGCCAUGAACAGUGCCCGUUUGGUAGAACUGUCUCUCGAAUGGGUCUCUUUUAUCUGUGACGACUGCGACGCUUCAGACAGAAGAACGUUCAAAUGGGCGGUAGCUGCUUUGGAGUUUGCAAUGGCAAUCACCUCAAGUAAUCAUCUUCUAUCCAUGGAUGAUGUACAGUACUCUCAGCUCAGAGUGAAGGUUGCUGGAUGCAUGUCGGUGCUCAUCUCUCACUUUGAUAUUAUGGGUGCUAGGUCAACGUUGGCCGCUCAGGCCGAGAACAAACGCUUAGACGAAACACGUGGAGGCUUGAGGAGAUAUGGCGGCGGGGGCCGGGUCCUCAGCGACGAAGAAGCGAUAAAACUCGUCCGUGAACAGCGACUUGGAUGUAUUGCUAUUGUUGAAGACAUACGAGUCGAAGAAAAUUUCAAACGACAGGUUAUUGGAAAAGUAUUGGAAGGCUCUAAUGAGGCGGACAGGUCGCUUACAGUGCUGUCUUCGUCAGCAACUAAUAUCUCACUCCGGUGGCAGCAAGGCCAAUUUAUUGGCGGUGGAACUUUCGGCUCCGUAUAUGUUGCGAUCAACCUCGAUAGCAACUUUCUCAUGGCUGUCAAGGAGAUUCGCCUUCAGGACCCUCAACUCAUUCCUGUGAUUGCUCAACAGAUCAGAGAUGAGAUGGGUGUUCUUGAAGUCCUUGACCAUCCUAACAUUGUUUCCUACUAUGGUAUCGAAGUCCAUCGCGAUAAGGUUUACAUCUUCAUGGAGUAUUGUUCUGGAGGCUCGCUAGCAGGCUUGCUCGAACACGGCCGUGUAGAGGAUGAGACGUUCAUCAUGGUCUACGCUCUUCAACUUCUGGAGGGUUUGGCUUACUUGCAUCAAGCUGGCAUCAUUCACCGUGACAUUAAGCCCGAGAAUAUCCUUCUGGACCACAACGGAGUCAUCAAAUAUGUCGACUUUGGAGCCGCCAAGAUCAUUGCGCGCCAGGGAAAAACGAUUGCAAACACAGAAGCCUUCACAAACGCUGUUGGUGGCAGCCACAAGGAAGGAUUGGGAGGCGCUAAAGAACCGCAGCGCAAGAACCAAAAGACCAUGACUGGUACGCCCAUGUACAUGUCUCCCGAAGUGAUUCGAGGCGAUACGUCUGAAUUAGCCGACCGUCAGGGUGCAAUCGAUAUCUGGUCACUUGGCUGCGUCAUAUUAGAAAUGGCCACGGGCCGUCGCCCAUGGUCGAGCCUCGACAACGAAUGGGCAAUCAUGUACAAUAUCGCACAAGGAAACCAACCUCAACUACCGACUCGCGAACAACUCAGUGAUCUGGGUAUCGACUUUUUGAGCCGCUGCUUCGAGCGCGAUCCUAUGAAGCGACCCACUGCGGCAGAAUUGCUGCAGCACGAAUGGAUCGUUUCCAUUAGAAAUCAGGUCGUCGUUGAGCCGCAGACACCUAUUAGUGACGCUGGAAGUUUGUCAGCCAGCAAUUCCAACCUUAGCAGUCGACACAACUCGAGCACAUACCUGUGGUCUAAAUCGCUAGAUCUCUAG
Messenger RNA from Talaromyces marneffei, 4113 nucleotides. RefSeq lists its product as uncharacterized. Bases 1 to 4113 code for a protein of 1370 amino acids. The transcript has 2 exons. Lineage: Eukaryota; Fungi; Ascomycota; Eurotiomycetes; Eurotiales; Trichocomaceae. Gene Ontology annotation, molecular function: ATP binding; MAP kinase kinase kinase activity. The record is from RefSeq and is a predicted model, not a curated record. Gene Ontology annotation, cellular component: cytoplasm. Gene Ontology annotation, biological process: stress-activated MAPK cascade; protein phosphorylation.